This is a messenger RNA of Monomorium pharaonis (pharaoh ant), 7299 nucleotides long. It is a transcript of the gene yl, whose product is annotated as vitellogenin receptor. The coding region runs from base 184 to 5421 and encodes 1745 amino acids. The record is from RefSeq and is a predicted model, not a curated record. Gene Ontology annotation, molecular function: protein binding; calcium ion binding. The transcript has 32 exons. NCBI's taxonomy places the organism in Eukaryota, Metazoa, Arthropoda, Insecta, Hymenoptera, Formicidae.
UUUAAGUGUCUUGAUAAGUAAUUCCUGUGUGGUGGAAACAAUGAUCUUUGAACGAGAGUGUUUGAAUCCAACGUGUCAGAAGCGCUCCAAACGGCGUCGUGAUCAGGUCAAGACAUAUUUCCUCCUUUUAAUGCACAAAAAAUAUAUCUGAGCCUUACAUGUACAUAAGAAAUUUCACUUACUAUGAUCAUGCGUCGUCUUAUAAUGCUAUUAUUUAUAUGCAAUUUAAUUUAUCCUUGUUAUCUUUUUUCUAAAAAAGGAUCACCAUUUUAUUGCCCACACGAGUUUUUCCAAUGCGAUGAUGGCAAAUGUAUUCCACUCGAAAAUAAAUGCGAUGGCACAAUCAAUUGUAAUGAUGGAUCGGAUGAAAAUGAAUGCAACAUAUUUAUCACAUGCAGCAAAAACGAAUUUAAAUGUAAAAAUAACCUAGAAUGUAUACCGUUAACGAAAUAUUGUGAUACAAAAAAGGAUUGCACAGAUGGAAGCGAUGAGCACGAAGACUGUGUGCAACAUGUGAAUUGUAGCGGCAAGUUUAUGUGUAAGGACCGACGUUGUAUACCUGAAGAAUGGGUUUGCGACGAUGCCAACGAUUGUUUCGACGGCAGCGAUGAAUGGAAUUGCGGCAUAAAUAAAACAUUAACUAAGAGAGAAUGUAAAACUGAGAACUCUCAUUAUUGGUGUGCAAAUCAACGAUGCAUAGCUCUUAACUUAGUAUGCAAUGAAAAGGAUGAUUGCGGUGAUGGAUCAGACGAAGGUUCCGGUUGUGCACAAUCCAAUUGCUCAUCAGCGGGAUGCCAUCAUCAAUGCCAGCGAACUCCUAAAGGACCUAGAUGUGUCUGUAACCCGGGUUAUAAAUUACAAAACAAUAAUCACACUUGCGAUGACAUCGAUGAGUGUCAGAUUUAUGGAAUAUGCGAUCAAAAAUGUGUGAAUUUCCAAGGGUCGUAUACGUGUACAUGUCAAAUGGAUUAUUACUUAGAUGACGACAAGAAAACUUGCAAAGCGCGUGCUGGCGAGGCUACAUUGGUGUUCUCUACAGACACUGCGAUUAUCUCGAUGUAUGUCGAAUCGAAAAAAUAUUUUCCAGUGGCGACAAACUUAAGUCACGCUGUCGGUGUUGCUGUGAAUGGCGACUAUAUAUAUUGGUCUGAUAUUGAACAAGGUAACGAAGUCAUUGUAAGAAAUUCUCUUGAAACCAAACAUGAAAUCAUCGUCACAACAGGUUUGUCGAAGAUAUCAGGGAUAGCCGUGGAUUGGAUCACAGAAAACAUAUAUUUCACGGACGAAGGUUUCCGUCGUAUUGGAGUCUGUACAAACAAUAGCACGUAUUGUACCGUAUUAAUCAAAGAAACUGAUAAACCAACAGGAAUUGCUUUGUUACCAACUAAUGGAAAAAUGUAUUGGAGCGAUUGGGGUUCCUUUCCACACAUAGCAGUAGCAGGAAUGGACGGCAAAAACAAUCAAGUAUUCGUCUCUGAAAAGUUAGGAUGGCCAAAAAGCGUGACUAUUGACUAUCCGAAUGAGCGAUUAUAUUGGGUGGAUGCUAAGUCAAAGAUAAUCGAAUCAAUACAUUUAGACGGCACCGAUCGAAGAUUAGUACUACACGAUAUAAUACAACAACCAUUUUCUCUGGCCGUUUUCGAAAAUAAAUUAUAUUGGAGCGACUGGGAAUCCAAUAUGAUACAUUCUUGCAAUAAAUUUACUGGAAAGGACUGGCAUAUUUUAACUCGGAGUGAUAAUAAACUUUAUAGCGUGCAUAUAGAUCAUUCAGCAAUAAAGCCCAAAUUUAACAAUCCCUGUCAACACAAUAUGUGUUCUCACUUAUGCUUGCUGAAUGAAAAGAAACGAUAUACGUGCGCCUGUACAUUAGACAAAGAAUUAAACGCCGAUGGUCGUACUUGUCAAGAGGUGAAGAAGAAGCAGCAUUUGAUAAUUUUUCAAGGAAGAACACUUAUAGACUAUUAUCAUGAAUUGAUAGGAAAGCCAAAAAUGGUAAACUUUUUACCACCAAAAGGACUAUUUAUAACGAAGAUAAUGUCUGAUCCGCUUUCUGGUCAGAUAAUUAUAUGCUCUGAGAAUUGGCCAGAGACACAUAUCGUACGCUAUGAUCCAACCAACAACACUACCAAAGAAAUAAUAACGUUCAAUAUAGUAGUUCAAGAAGUAGCAUUUGAUUAUGUUGGCAAUAACUUCUAUAUAAUAAACCCAUUAAACCAAUCUAUAGAGGUACACAGUGUGAAAACCCAGGCAAUGACGGCUUUUUAUUUUAAUGAUAUUGUUCCACGCUAUAUUACAUUGGCACCUGAAGAAAGUAAAAUGUUCGUGAUUGUCCGAAAUCAGCGUAUAUAUUCUCUAUAUGAGAUGCAAAUGAACGGACUCGGUGAAAGAAAGUUAAUUAAGGAAGGUUUGAAUUACAUAAAUGGUCUGAACAUGUACUAUGACAGAGACAGUAAAACACUUUUUGUGAGUGAUAUAUCCUCAGGUUACAUCUUGUCGCAUUCGGCCGAAGAUACGCGUAUUCUUCGUACUGGACUACACUUCCCUAAUAGUCUCACUGUUGCUGGCGAUAAUAUUUUUUGGAUUGAAAAAUAUUCUGUAUUAUAUUGGACAAACUUUAAAAGCGCUACUACUUCGAAUCAUAAGAGUGUUGCAUUACAUUUGCCAAGAAAAUCAUCAAGAGAUAUUGGUCUGUACGCAUCACAACAUCAGGAUCAGUUUGUAAUAACUCUGCGCAAAGAUAAUAUACAAGAAAACGGUUGUCAGAAAAAUAAUGGAAAUUGCUCACACGUCUGUUUGCCCUCCUUCAUUAAUUCAUUUAUUUGUGCUUGUCCACCCGGAUUAGAGUUAUCAAUUGAUAAUCGUACAUGCAUUUUGCAUAAUGAAUGUCUGAAAAACCAAUAUAAAUGCACCGAACACAAUAUUUGUAUACCAAAUGAGCAAGUUUGUGACGGAAUCAUGCAUUGUCCAAACGGUGAAGACGAGACGAAAAACUGUGCAGAAAGGGGGAGAUGUAAAGAAAAUCAAUUUAUGUGUAAAAAUGGCGACUGCAUUAGUUUAAAAGACCAUUGUAAUUCUCAUUACGAUUGUAUCGACCAAUCGGACGAAGACAACUGCGAAAAAUCGAAGUGCAAUAGUGAUGAAUUUCAAUGUUUAUUUUCUAAGACGUGCAUACCGAACAUCAAAAGAUGCAACGUGCACUUUGAUUGUGAAGAUUUUACUGAUGAAUUGAAUUGUAAAAGGGAGUGCUCUCCGACCGAAUUCACGUGCAAUAAUGGUGCAUGCAUUCCGAAGUCUUUAGUAUGCGACGGCGAGAUCGACUGUAACAACGGAGAGGAUGAAAAAUGUCAUUCAAACACGACAUUAUGUGAAUCUGGGCAAUUCCAGUGCGCAAGUGGUGGUUGUAUAACUAAAUCGCUGAAAUGUGACGGCACCGUCGAUUGCUACGAUGGCAGCGACGAGAAGCAUUGCUUAGAGAACGUAAACUAUUUAACCAAUUGCACUUCAAAUGAAUAUCGAUGUCUCAAUUCUAAUAUAUGUGUACCGAAAAAAGUAAAAUGCAAUGGCAUAAGUGAUUGUCCGGAAAACGAUGACGAGCACGGUUGCUCGGUUUGCUUCCAUGAUGAAUUUGUCUGUGAUAAUAAAAGAUGUAUUCCAGAGAAUUGGGUAUGCGACAAGACCAACGAUUGCGGCGACAAUUCGGAUGAAAAAAAUUGCGACGGUAGCAAGAAGAUCGUCAUUGAAUAUGGCAAAUGUGAUGAAUUUCGAUGUUCUGCUGGCUCUUGUCUGCCAUAUAGCAAAGUAUGCGACGGGAUUCUAGACUGCCCAGAUGGCAGCGAUGAAAAUGGGAAAUGCCUAACGGCUUGUGUGAUGAACAACUUUUGUAAAGGUAUAUGUUACAAGACACCAACAGGCGGAAUUUGCGGUUGUCAAGAUGGAUAUCGUUUAGCUACUGACAUGAUUUCUUGCGAGGACAUAAACGAAUGCGAAAACCAUAUUUGUUCGCAAAUUUGUCGGAACACUAUAGGUUCUUACGAGUGUUUGUGCAAUAACGGAUAUAUUCUUCGUAAUGAUACAGUUUCUUGCAAAGCUGUCGGACCGCCAAUGGAAAUCGUUGCUGUUACUGAUAAUGAUAUUAGGACGAUCUCGCUUAAUUUACGUUUAGUUAAAGUGAUCCAUUCAUUAUCGGGCUGGAGUAUAAGUGGUCUUGACGUAAAUGCGGUUCACAACUCUGUUUAUUGGAGUAAUGAUGAAUUCGGUGCUGUUACUAAAUUUAACGUUAAAACAAAGGAAAUAUUGACAGUUAGAAUUGCCCACCGUCCACAGACACUCGCGGUCGAUUGGAUUACUGAUAAUAUUUACAUCAAUGAUAACGACCGUCCGAAUACGAUUAAGGUAUGCAACUUGGAGAAACAAAAAUGUGCCACUCUGAUUUGGCUAAAAGAUAAGAUAAAAGUAACGUCCCUCGUAGUUGAUCCAAUUAACAGAUGGCUAUUUUGGUCUGAAGUAACUUUUGAAACAGAUAUAAAUACAUCCAGCAAAAUAUGUCGAACAGAUAUGACGGGUGCCGAUAUGAAAAUUUUUGAUACCGAUUUAGGCUUUGUGAAUGGGAUGGCAAUCGAUCAUAUAAACUCUAGAUUAUAUUGGUCGGAUUAUAAAAACAUCAUGUCAUCUAAUUUCGAUGGAAACCAACGCAAGUCAUUCAUCCAUUCAGCUUUCCAUCCAUUAGGUCUCAGUAUUUUUGAACAGACGCUUUAUUGGUUGAAUUCAAAUGGUUAUUUGAUUAGCUGUAAGCUAUACGGUAAAAUAUCGUGUGAAACAUUAGACAUAAGCACACUUAAUAUUCAUAAAUUCUUCACCAUUCUUCAUACUUCCAGACAACCUAUUGCUAAAAAUCUUUGCGAUGAAAAGUACUGUGACUAUAUGUGCGUUCUAACAAAAGACGGUGCAACGUGCAUUUGUUCAGAUGGUAAACGGAUAGAAUCCAAUGUCACUUGCGAGAUAAAAAGUGAUCUGAAGUUUAUUAAGAAUAUUAAUUUGUCAAGAAAUACACGAAACAUAAGUGGCGGCAUUUAUAGCAUAACAAUAAUCGUAUUAUUAGUUGGUGUUUCGCUACUGUGUGUUUACUAUUACUAUCAGAGAAACAGAUUAAAAUCAAUACCAGCAAGUGAUCUUAGUUGCAGCAGCAUUCGCUUCCAAAAUCCGUCGUACGAUCGAAGCGAUGAGGUUGAAGUAAUGCUCGACUCCGUUUCUCCUGAAUUAUAUCCCGGACAGCACGAAUAUGUUAAUCCUAUUAAUGAUAAAUGUAUAAAGGCUGCGAUGGAAAAUAGCACACAAAAAUCAGAUAAAUGCUUGGAGGAAAAGGAUAUUGAAGAAACAGAGAAACAGGAUGCGCUGAUUUAUUUUAUACAGAAUUCGAAAUAAUUUAAGUACAGUCGACAAAAUAUCGCAAAAAUUAAGGUCAAAAUGAAAGUUAAAAUUAAUAAGAUCUUUAACAAGAUCAUUUACACAGAUCUUAACAAGAUCUUUUACGUUGAAGAAUUUUUUAAUGUUUUGUAUUUAUUAAAUUAGUGAAUAUACAUAUAUCUAUAAAUGCAAAGUAUAUAUAGAUAUCGAUAUAUAUACGUAACUCAAUUAACUUAAGUAUAUUGCCUACUAUACGCGGGUUAUUAAGUAGGUUAUAACAGAUAUAACCGCAUAAUUUAUUAUUAAACAUUUCUUACGCGUCUUACUUUGAGUAAAUGUUGAAAACUAAAAUGUAGCUAUUUAAAAUAUUGUUAUAUUGUGAUUUAUGAGUUUUUCAGAUGUUUUUUUUUCAUCAUUUUGGAUAUCUAACAUCUUUUCGUAUAUCGCUUUUAAUUUAUUACGGUUUGCGUCAUCGAUUUCAGAACAAGUAUCAAAAAUUUGCAAAACUUACUUAAAUUUAUUCAAUAAUAACGCCAUAGCGAAUCGAAUUUUUUCCCGAGCUUUUCGGCCAUCUCCGUUCGUUCGUGCAUAAUUACAAUUACUUCUAAAUUUGAAUUUAACUUUCUCAUCAUGUCUCUAAACUUGUGUUGUAAUACGCUGUAUUUCUCCUCAAGUGCUUUGUAUUUCUUAGAACACAUUAUACCAAGUUCAUAAGAACUAGCCGCAAUUUAUUCAAUACUGAAUCAAUUUAUUCAACCGAUUAAUCUCUGUUACUUUUUGGAAUCUCGAUUCACGAUCGACUUGUUCUUGCGUGCACGAUCCGCAUACCUCAACGUAUUAAGUGUCUCAUCCAAAUUAUAAUCAGCAGGACUGACACAGGCAACCAUAAAAGUCAUGGAGUUACCGCCUAAGGAAUCUUGUAAUAGUCUUAUAAGUUUACUAUCCUUAUAUCCGAUAUAAGUUCCAGAAGCACCGUCACCAAGUUGCGAAAUGACAUUGCUUAGAGCCAGUAGUCCUUUGUUUAUGUUUACACCCUCUUUGAACCGUUUUUCAAUGGUUUGAGUCUUUUCACUACGUUCGGACCCCGCUCAAAUCAACCGAAUGAAAUUUAAUUCGCUACUGUUGCUAUCCUGGGAUUAUCUUUCUUUUGCUGACGUAUAUAUAACUUAAAUAUCUUGUGACUACGACUACUAUUUGCAUUCAUAGCUGUUGCUCCAUGUUACGCGACCUAUGGAACCUUGGGUCAAACAUUCUAAUGUCUCAUGAGCAUUUAUUACUUGUUUUUCAGUUACACCAACAAUUUUUAUGCUCUUUCCAUCCUCUCUAAUAUCUAGUAUGGACUGACUUUCCUGCUUAUCGGACAAUAGAUCAUACAAUUGCUCUUGAUAUAAUUCGAUAAACGAGACUGCAACUUUAAAGCUCCAAUCUUUCUUGGAUUUGUUUCAAAUAUAUUGUAUAUAACUCUUGGAAUAAUACCCUUUUCUUUCACACUUGUAUAACUGGUACUUAUGAAAUAGGUUUUAUCACAUCCAGUUUGUAUAUGCUAAUUUUAUAACCAGAGAAGAAUUAAUGUUCUUUUCUGAUUGUAGCUUGUUCUGAUUAUAACCUUGAAAAAUAUUAUCUAAGAAUCUCUUAAUUGGAGAAGAAGUACAGCAUAUUACAGCACCUGGGUAAAGCUUAAUCGAAAGAGAUGGCCGAUACAAUUCACAUUCCGAUCUUAUAAUUGUCUUAAGUUUAGUCAUGAGGGUCUAUCUAAAAAAUAAUAGUACAGAGUCUAAAGAUUGUAAAUAAGACGAUUUUGAAUAUAAGAACAAAGUACAUAUAAUCAACAUCUUUAUUAACAUUAUGUACAUACACAAUAACGUAUUUAUAAAAUUAAUAAAGUUAGUUUUAACA